Molecule: messenger RNA, 2325 nt
Organism: Pyricularia grisea
Lineage: Eukaryota; Fungi; Ascomycota; Sordariomycetes; Magnaporthales; Pyriculariaceae
Exons: 1
Coding region: 1-2325 (774 amino acids)
Source: RefSeq, a predicted model, not a curated record
AUGAAGACAUUCACUUUCCUCUCCCUGGUGGCCGGGGCUACGGCUACCUUCAAGAGUGCCGACCCCUUCCAGUGCCCCUCCAACAGCGACAACCAGUGCAAGGGCAAGCAGGUUUCUGGCUACAACUGGAGUGACCUGAACCUUGGAAAGUUCACCAGCUAUGACAACUGCAACUUCAGCGGCUGGAGCUGCCAGCAGGACAAGUCCGUCGCCCGCCGUGGCCACUUUGACCGCCGUACCAAUGGCAAGACGAUCGAUGCUCGUGCCUCGAGCAACAAGGCCAACUGCCCCAGCUUCAGCUCCAAGGACAAAUUCUCUGUCGACACCUUCCACAUGUCGACCGAGUUUGACUGUGACUUGGAGUUCCACUAUGGCAUGCCUGAUGGAUCUACCUGCCGUCAGCGUAGCGCUUGCAAGAAGAGCGGUUCCACCAUCAAGAACAGCCAGUGCGGUGGUGCCACUGGUGUUACCAUCGUUUACCCGACCCAGACCAACAAGCCCAGCAAGGACUGUGGCGUCACUGUCACCAGCAUCAGCUUCGACUGCACCGACCAUGCUACCAAGACCACCGCCGUGAAGACCACGACCCAGCCUCCCAAGGUCACCACCACGAGCAAGGCUACCAGCACCAAGGUUACCACCGCCGAGACCUCCAAGACUACCAAGGAGACCAGCCAGCCCCCCAAGGAGACCUCGAGCCACCCUCCCAAGGUCACCACCACCAGCCACCCUCCCAAGGAGACCAGCCCCAGCUCGCUGCCUCCCAAGGACACCACCACUAAGGCUACCACUGAGACUUCCAAGACUACCACCACUGAGGCAGGCGCCAGCUCGGUGCCUCCCAAGGACACUACCAGCCAGCCUCCUGCUGCUACCACCACGGUUAUCUCUGGCACUACUGUCACGAUCCCCGCCACGACCACUGUCGUCUCUGGAACCACUGUGACCAUUCCCGCCACCACCACCGUGGUGUCUGGCACCACCGUCGAGGUUCCCGCAACCACCACUGUCGUCUCUGGCACCACCGUCGAGGUUCCCACCACCACCACGGUCGUCUCCGGCACCACUGUCACGAUCCCCGCCACGACCACUGUCGUCUCUGGAACCACUGUGACCAUUCCUGCCACCACCACCGUGGUGUCUGGCACCACCGUCCAGGUUCCCGGCACCACUCCUGGCGCUCCUGGUACCACCGUCGAGGUUCCUACCACUACCACGGUCAUCUCUGGCACUACUGUCACGAUUCCCGCCACGACCACUGUUGUCUCCGGAACAACUGUGACCAUCCCCGCCACCACCACCGUGGUCUCUGGCACAACUGUUAACGUUCCCGGCACCACUCCUGGCGCUCCUGGCACCACCGUCGAGGUUCCUACCACUACCACGGUCAUCUUUGGUACUACUGUCACCAUCCCUGCGACAGUUACCGUCGUCACUGGCACUACUGUCACUGUCCCCGCGACAACGACCGUCGUUUCUGGCACUACUGUCACGAUCCCCGGAACCACCACCGUCGUCUCUGGCACUACUGUCAACGUCCCUGGCACCACCGUCACUUCUCCUGGUCCGGUUACCACCUUGCCCUGCCCUGAUGUCGUUCCCAAGUGCUUGAACACCUGGAUCUUCCACCCUGGCUGCAAGGACAACACCGACACCAACUGCUACUGCCCCGACACCCUCUUUGUCGAGAACGUCUUCCAGUGCUUCUACGCCCACGGUGAGACCGACGAGAUCAUCUCCGAGGCCGUCAUCUACUUCCAGGGUAUCUGCGCUGGCCACAUCCCCCAGAACCCUGCCAUCGUCACUGGCCCGACCAUCACCUCUUACAUCACCGUCACUGCCCCGCCCACCACCAUCGCCACCAACCCGGCUGAGAUCACCACCAUCAGCGUCAGCCAGACCACAGUCGUCCCCUGCACCGACAGUGCCGGCUCGCCUAUCCCCAGCUCCAGCAGCACCGUUACCAUCAUUACCACCGUCGUCGUGCCCAAGCUUGGCUUCACCACCGCUUCGCCGACUCCCGGUGCCACCAGCGCCGCGGGUGGUUCCGAUAACGGUGGCGAAAUUGGUCUGGUCCCCGUCACCAGUGCCAUUCCCAUUGCCACUGGCACUCCCAGCACCGGCUCUGGAUCUGGAUCUGGCUCCGGUUCCGGCUCCGGUUCCGGCUCGGGCUCCGGCGGCUCUGGCAGCAGCAGUGCCGGCUCCCCCGCCGGUACUGGCGCUGCCAGUCCCUCUACCACGGGCACCCUCCCCGUUACCGCUGCUGGUGAGCGCAUCUACGCCAGCCUGGCACUCGCUGUCAUGGCUGUCGUUGCUGCUCUGUAA